ACGGUAAUGGCGAACCCCAUAUGGAUGUGAAGAACGGGGCCCUAACAUGUCGUGUGAAGGGGGACUGGUUGGGCAAAAACAUGGCGGCCCCCAUGGAAUACCACAUGAAAGUCGGUUGGAUGUAAACAUUGGACUAGACGAUACUUUUAGGGUUAAAAACGAAGAAUUGAACACAAUCCAGCCUACAGAAGAUAGUCAGAUAAUUCAAGAUGGCGUCGGAAUCGACGGGAAAAAUGUCGCCGAAGAUAACUUGCAUUUUUUGUCGGCUGAUGAUGAUUUGGAUAGUUACGAGAGAGCUGUCGUUGAAAAUAAUGCCGAAUGGUUGAAAUCACGUUGUAGAAAUUUAGAAACGGUUGACUUUGAUAUUACUAGCAGCAAUCAGGAUGACGCCAGUGUUGGGGACUUGUUUGACAGCGACCCACUGCCUGACGAUGGAACGAUGGUGCUGCCAGAGGCUGACAGUGCGACCAUUCCUCUUUCGGAUGGAGAGCUUAAUUUUACUCGUCAACUUUGUGAGGGACAAACGAGCAGCUUAGCUGUUCCAUCCAUAUGUGUAUCAAAUGUAAGCAUGCUUCAGACACAGCACCGAGAUGCACUGGAUGACCUCACAAACCCUAACAUGGGGACAGAAGGCAAGCAGCUUAACGUGGAAAAUCUGGGUUUACAGUUGGACUCAGAUAGAAACAAUACUUUGAUGACUCCCCAGGAAUUAGAAAGCAUGCCUGAUAGAGGCAUCGAAUUUGAGGAGUCAGUUGGACCUAAAAGUGAUGCUAUUCAAAUAGUUCAUAUAGAAGAUGGAUCAACUUUAAAAGACAUUGGAAAUGAAUUUGGAAAGUGUCAGUUAACACAAUCAUUGACAACUAUGUUAGAUGGUAAAAAUAAGCUGAUUGACACAUCAGUUUUGAACAGGGCUAAUGUUGAAACCUCAAAUCAAAGUGUGUCUGUUGUGCAGAAAUCUGGGGAAUCCGGGACAUCCUUGUCGCAGCAGCAUAUUGUGGCACCUGCCGAGGCAUAUGUUCCGUCAGACGGCAACCUUAAACUUGCAACAAUAUCUAUAUCUACAGACAAAAUGUCCAAUUCUACCCAAAUUCUAGUCAACACAAACCAGGGUCAACAGCUAUACCACAUAAACACGGCAGAUCUGACACAAGCCACGAAUGCAUUGGAGCCACUGUCUCGGCCAAAUGCACUGCAGCAUGUUGUUACUGACCCUAGUCAGAUUAAGACGCCCCAGCAGAUGGACAGUAAUGUUGUAGCUCCAGUCCAAACAGGCUAUUUGAUUCUGCCCACAUCUGACUAUGAGAAACUGAACUUGCAGAAUGGAAUCCUCAUGUCAUCUCCGCUGGGAACUAUCAGUGGUAACGUCAUCCAACAGGCACCUCAGAUUCACUUACAACAGCUACCAGAUGUCCAUAUGGGUUCCAUGGCAGGUCAAGGAGCACCCAGAAAGUACUAUAUGUGUGGGGAAAGGGGAUGUGAGAAGAUCUUCAAGAAGCUGUCCAAAUUCAGAGUCCAUCAAAUGAGACAUACUGGAGAAAGGCCAUUUAAAUGUUCAAAGCCAGGCUGUGAAUGGGCAUUUACAACGCUGUAUAAAUUGAAGCGGCAUGGGGAAUCUCAUCAGGGGAAAAAGGAUUAUAUUUGUGAUUUUGAAGGCUGUGAUAAGAAGUUUACCACUGUGUAUAACCUGAACUCCCAUAGACGACUCCACGAACGUCCGUGUGUGGAGGUGUGUACAGAGGAAGGAUGUGAUGAGAAAUUUGCCACCAAGAGACAACUUGACCUCCAUAUGAAGUGCCACAGCGGUAUGGAGAAAACUUACAAGUGUCCUGUAGAGGGAUGUGACAAGACUUUCUUCUCUGCCCAUUGUAUGGGCUCUCAUCCCCGAGUCCAUACACAGGAGCGUGAAGACCUUACUUGCAAGUUUGAAGGGUGUGGCAAAGUCUUUGACAAGAUAUGUAGGCUGAAACAGCAUAUGAGGAGUCACACGGGGGAAAAACCUUACAUUUGCCGAUAUGAGGGAUGUGGCUGGGCAUUUGCAACAGCCAGUAAGCUAAAACGUCACCAGGCAAAACACACUGGCUUGAGGAAAUUUGUGUGCCAACAGUGUAAUAAGGGUUUCAUGCGGGCAGAGCAUCUCAAGGGCCACAUGAUGACACACUCAGGAGAGAAGCCCUAUGCCUGUCCUGUUGAAGGUUGCACAGUAAAAUUCACUGCAAAAAGCAGCUUAUAUGUCCACAUGAAGAAACAUGAACAGUCGGAGGAGAAAAUCAUUUAUCACUGUCCCAUGGAUGGAUGCCAAAAGAAAUAUUCCAACAAGGUCACACUACGUCAGCACAUUGUCAAACAACACAUUUCAGCAAACAGUGAUGUCUCACAAAUGGACUUCACCACUCUUCUCAUUGGAGGCUUUCAGACGGACGAAGAAAUGGCUGAGGCUCAAGCAGCCAUUGCUGUUUCUUCCGUCAGUAAUGCUAUGCCUAAUGACAGCCUAGAAUCUCCAAACACAAUACUCAUUGACCCAUCAGAAUUCAUCACAUCAACUACCACAGUAUCCAGUGCUGAAGAUGAGCCGGGGACCAUGCAACAGAUUAGUCCUGCUGUGUUGAAUCAACUUUUAUCUUCUGUCGACCAGCCAACUACAUCCUCAGACCAGCAUCAGGAGAGCUCCCCUAAAAUACAGAUAGCCAUGUCUUCUGAAGCAGAAUCUUCAGCUGGCCGGGUCCUACAGGAAAACAACAGUGGUUCAGCCAGAACAGACUUCCGUAGCAACCAUCUGUUGAGUGACAGAGCGCGGAAGCGACGGCAGCUGUUACGGGAGAAAGUGUCCUCAGUAGGAGUGGACCAGUCCUCAUUCCAAGAUACAACAAAUGAACAACAGAGUAAUUUUAAUGUGCCAACUUCCACAAUGUCGUACUCAUCAUCAAACAGCAUGACAUCAAGGGGGAUAACUUUCCGUGACCCUGAAACUGGUGUUUUAUAUGUACAGACCCAACUGUUACAGGAUGACCCCCCGACCCCUGACCUUUACUCUGAAGAGACUGCCUUAGGAUCUGACCUUUCAUCGCUCAAUGAAACAUCUGGAAGUGACAUUAGUGAGCAUACCCUACAAACAGUGGAGUUUGUUACAGGCUCAACAAUCAACCUACAGGAUCUGGAGUAGCUAAAACUGCAUCAACAAUCCAGAAUAUAUUAUGUAACUCUUUGCUCAGCACGGACUAGUAAAGCAGAGGGAAAAUUAAAUUAUCACAACUCAGCAAUCAACAUUACACAGUUUUAUCAAAUAUCUCAGAAUUCUAAACUGAACUUCACUUGAGCAUGGGUUUAAUGCUAGAUAGAUACAGCUAAAUCUAAAGUUAACUUCUAUUGUUUUAUGAUCAGCAAAUUAUAUGAUACAAAUUGUAUAACAUAUUUCUUCAUUGCUUCAGAAAUAAUCAUGUUAUUAAAUAUGAACCUGAUAGAUACAGCAGAUUAUGCAUUUAUCAAAAAUCAAAUUGCUUUAAAACAAGUUUUUAUCAUUGAUUGAUAAUAAUUGUUGGUCUUGCAAUUUGAAGUCUUCACUGUUUUUUACUAUUAUUGUAUCUCGCUGAAGCUCCAAAGCUUUAACAUUUUGUACCUUUUUGUACUACUCUUCUCUACCUUUAUGGAAUAUGUCAUGACCAUGGAAGGCUUGGUCGAUAUUCACAGUGAAUCCAGAUGUAACAACCUGACGGAUUUAAUACCUGGCUGAUACCUGUCUUUUAUUUUAAAAGAUUUCAAAGGAGUUGCAUCCUUUUAUCUUUAUCAAGAACACGUUUAAGCAUGACUGUUAGCUCUUCCCAGACAAGUUAUUCCAAAAAGGUUCAACCAUUUGACUGGGAUUUACUUUUUCUCUCUAUUGCAGUUGAUAGGUUUUCUCAUGUUGUGAAGCCAUCCGAUUUUCCAUCAGUCGAUAGGUCAAAAAAGUUUUAGGAAACCUUGACGGUAGGGAAGGUUAACUUGUAUCAUCACAUGGUGACUUGAACAGAGCCUUAUAUUUUUAUCAUGAUAUUAAAAUACUCCUCAAGAUAUUCCGAGAUGAUGGACAUAGUUUGACAUGUUGAGAAUGGAAUACUUAGAUUUGGUCAUAAUCAUAACCAAAUGUUGACUGUCAAUUUUAUAAAUCUGAAGACAUAUUUGGCAUCCUAAGCUGCAAAUAAAUGUAUGAUAUUUGCAUAUACAUGUACUGCCAUCAUGAGAUAGUCAUUUCAGUGCAGCCCAGGUCAUGAUUAUAACUGCCUAUUUGACCAGAUCUGUUUCUCAUUUUCAUUUGACCAUUUGUUGAAAUGGCUAGUAGGACAAGUGAAAUAUUUUCAUUUAAGACUGAAAGAGUUUGUGUUUUAAGUGCUCACCUCAUUGUCAAAGUGACUGAGAAAUCUGUUGUCAUCACACCAGCAGGCUUGUUCAUAAGAUCUUCAUGAUCACAAAGAAGUACUUCUGAUCAUUAUCUCAACCAUGUCCAUGUUUAGUGACCUAAGGUCAAGGUCACUAUUAUUCAAGGUCAAGUAAACAUGCAUAUUUUAGUGCAGUCGAUUUUCGGCACACAUCUCUCAUCUUGUUAAUUAAGUUAUUAGCAGGAUGGUGCAUGUAUGUAUUGGAUCCUCCACAUUGUAUGUAAUACAAAAUAAUAUCAAAACUUUUAUUAAAUUCUAUCAUAAUUUGAUGUAUUUUUUUUUGGCACAAGAUCAGCUAUAAAACAGUCUGCUAAAAUGUGCAUGUUUACAUCAUUAACUGUUUAUAUUAUUUCCAUUGAUUACUUUGAAUUCCCCUCAUUCACCAUAAUUAUUGUUCUUUUUAUUUGUGUGAUAUUGUUUAAUAUAGUGAUAGUAUGACACUUAGAUAAUAUAGAUGUAGGUUCAAAGUCACAACAAAAUUUUAAUCUUGUUUUACAAAUCAAAAUGAAAACACUGCCUUCGAAUGAAAUGGAAAAAAAAAAUAUCAAACUUUCAAAUGAUGACUCAUGACUGGAAGAAUAUGUCCACUCUAAGCCAUUGAUCUCUUGGUUACAUGAAUUUAGUUAAGUAAUUCUGGACAUUGUGAAUGUCAAUAUUAAGUAUUUGGCAGCUGAGGAGUGUGCUGCUCCCUAAUCUCAUUGACAGUGUUCAGGAGGAUUCAUCUGUGAUGUGGCUUUGCUUAAGCUUGGUUGCACAAUUAUGUAUCUCGCAUAGGAACUUUCAUUUCAUGUACUAAGAUGUAUUUAUAAUAUUUUUGUAUUUUGCAAUGGAGGUAACUGUAACAAAUGUGUAUUUUGCGAUGGAGGAAAAUGUAACAAAUAUAUGGGUAUACAUCAGUGUAUAAACAAUGAAUGAUUAUUAGAUAAUAUAUAACUCAACUAACAUUAAUAUGCCAAACACAAUAUUAAUAAUAUUUAAUGUUUUUUUCUAUUGGACAAAAAGUUUUAUUUUACAAAUUAGAUAUUUUUACAAAGGUAACAUAGCAUUUAUGACUUAAAAUUGCCUGCUUAGCACUAAGAUCUUGAGUAGUAAGGGAAGCAGAAGCAAACCUUUUGUUUUUGUUUUUUUCACAAGUGAAGGAAAAUAUAUCCUGAACUAUUUCGAGACUCGCCAAAUAUGACCUGAAUAGUACAAUUUACAUGUAUGCAGUCAUGUAUAUUUAUCUUCAUUGAUUAGGUUUAAGUUUUGGAUACAGGAAGUUGUGUAAAAUGUUGGCCUUAGGUACACAAUUGUUUUUACAUAUAUAUAUGUAUGACAUGUAUAUUUGUAUUUGUUAGUAGUGCUGAUAUUGUUCAGCUUCUGGUAAUAAUUAUCGUGUAGUACAAAGUUCAUAUGUAAAUAUACACAGGACAUUAGAUGUACUAGAUGGACAACAUUGUGUGCUGUAAGAAUUCCAGUAAGACUAUAUAAUGGUACUGUUUAUAUGGUUAACAUGUGUUAAUAUGUACCUUGUUUAUGAAUCAAAGAAUGAAAGAACUGUGUAAGAGUAUUUACAUGUGUGAUUGGUCACUUCUGUGUCGGAAGUUGUGUCAUUAAAUGGUGCUUGAAGCAUUUCAGUAUAA
Molecule: messenger RNA, 6031 nt
Organism: Pecten maximus
Lineage: Eukaryota; Metazoa; Mollusca; Bivalvia; Pectinida; Pectinidae
Product: zinc finger protein ZXDC-like
Exons: 13
Coding region: 47-3160 (1037 amino acids)
Biological process (GO): regulation of transcription by RNA polymerase II
Cellular component (GO): PcG protein complex; transcription regulator complex
Molecular function (GO): DNA-binding transcription factor activity, RNA polymerase II-specific; RNA polymerase II cis-regulatory region sequence-specific DNA binding
Source: RefSeq, a predicted model, not a curated record